GUGCGACGUGCGACCGAACCACUACGAUAAUUGGCUUCCCGUUGCUCCAACAUCUAGCAUAACCGGAGUUGGAAUAUCCUGGUGACUGGACCGGACCGGUGGCAGCUUCUAAUAAUUCCAAAAACCCGCCUCUCGUCAGCUAGAUAUCCAAAAUCGAAAUGCCUUCUUCAAACAAGCGAGCAAGAGACUAACUGUAGAUCCAUGGGGGCCAUGCCAAUGCCCGGCGUCAAUGAGGAUAUUUUGCGGGGCAGCAACAUGUUGGCGCGAAUGGGAAUGCGAGGUGAGCUGCCACCAAAGCCACAUCUUCCCAUCUAAACCCUGGAAACGUAGAAACCCAGACGAGAACUCGUAAUAAUGGCUUGAAGUUGGUGGGAAGAUGGAAAUGGGAGAUAUGGCAUUUAUAGCAAUGAUUGGGUUUUGGGACAUUGAGAAAGUUGUAUGUAGUUCCAAUCUACGCGGUACGGUAACUACCGUAAUUUUACCGGGUCCCCCGUUUCAUGCUCGUUUCACACCACAAAUCAUCACCCGCUGUCUCGUAUUUCCUGUAAUCAAAGUUCUUCUACCCUAUUCCGGCGCGCGAAUGAAGUGGACGCUCUGACGUCCUGAGGGCUUGAAACCUCAGCCUUCCAAGCCUCAACUUCCCGAUUGUUCACCUUCCUACAUCCGGGGCAAGUGAUAUUCGAGGGCGGCGCUGACGGCCCUAAUUUAUGCACAUGAUACGACAAUGCCUAUCCCGCCGUGGUGCAUAUUCCCGUUACCGUCUUGCUGCGCGAGGGGUUGAACUUGCGGAACCCUUCCACCACCAGAGCUCCAGGCCGCAAGGGAGGAGAAAUUGGUCGUCUUCGCCGCGAUGUUCUCUUGAUAUCCGGACAGAUACCCCGAGAAGCCGCUCAGAGUACGUUCCUUUGCGGAAACAAUUGAAGGAAGAGGCCAAAGCGAAACGCGCAGCCAAGCGGAAGGGCAGCGCACCCCCGGCAAAGCAUGACGAUUGGGAAUUGACUGUGGGCAUUGAAAUACAUGCGCAACUGGAUACGGAUGCGAAGCUGUUUUCAAGAGCCUCCGCGGCCAUUGAUGAUAUCCCAAACUCGAACGUAGCUCUCUUUGACAUUGCGCUUCCAGGGAGUCAGCCGCUGUUCCAACCCUCCACCUUGAUACCAGCCCUCCGCGCCGCCCUUGCCAUGAAUUGCGAUAUCCAACGAGUCAGUCGUUUCGAUAGAAAACAUUAUUUUUAUCAGGACCAGCCUGCAGGCUACCAAAUAACACAAUACUACGAACCAUAUGCGAAAAACGGCAGUAUCUGGUUGCAAGAGCACGAUGGAAUUGCUCGAGAAGAUGGGGAGGGUGUUCAAAUCGGCAUAAAACAAAUACAAAUGGAGCAGGAUACGGCGAAAUCACAGGAACUUCCGUCGUCCACGUACCUCCUCGACUUCAACCGUGUCUCACGCCCUCUAAUUGAGAUUAUCACCCUACCACAGAUCCACUCUCCUGCAACUGCCGCAGCUUGCGUGAGGAAAAUACAGGCGAUUCUUCAAUCAGUUGGAGCAGUGACAACGGGCAUGGAAAUGGGAGGGCUUAGGGCGGAUGUGAACGUAUCAGUAAGAAAGCGAAGUGAAGAGGCUGGCGACCAUGAAUACCAUGGGAUAGUGGGGCUCGGUCAGCGAACCGAAAUUAAAAACUUAAGCAGUUUUAAAGCCGUCGAAGAUGCCAUCAUCGCAGAAAGGGACCGCCAAAUUGCGGUACUUGAGGCAGGUGGCACCAUUGAGGGCGAGACACGAGGCUGGACACUUGGCAGCACCGAAACCCGGAAACUUCGUGGUAAGGAGGGGGAAGUGGACUAUCGUUAUAUGCCUGACCCGGAUCUGGGGCCAGUGGUAAUCGGAGAGGAUGUUAUUUGCGACCUCCAAAUGAAGAUGCCACUACUACCCGAUGCGCUCUUUCAGAUGCUUGUCCGAAAUCCAAAAUAUAAACUGUCCACUGCCGAUGCCAAGACAAUGAUUGAACUUGAUGACGGCCAGCGGCUAGAAUAUUACCAGGAUGUCGUUGACAUCCUCAUUGGCCUUCAAACUGACCUGUCUGCCGAUUUUUCGGGGGGCAAGGCGGUUGGCAAUUGGGUGCUCCAUGAACUUGGCGGCCUACUGACGAAGUCGAGCCUGCCGUGGGACUCCGGGCGGGUUCCCGCACAAAGCCUGGCGGAAAUUAUAGAUUUGCUCUCGCGAAAAGAGAUCACCAGCAGUUCGGCAAAAUCUCUUCUUGCGAUGGUAUUUGACGGGGACAAGCGAUCUGUUGCUCAGAUAGUGGAGGACGAAAACCUCCGCUUCCAGAGUCUUUCCCGGGGCGAAUACAUUGCGCUAGCGGAGGAAGUCAUGCGCCAGAACCCGAAGAUGGUCUCCGAAAUCCGCGAGAAGGGCCAACUGGGCAAGAUUGGUUGGUUUGUUGGCCAGAUCAAGCGAAUUGGAGACGCAAACAGAGUGGAAGCGCAAAAGGCGGAGGAGAUUUUGCGAGAGCUUAUUCUCAAGAAAAAUAGCUAACACCAUCUACAGGAUUGGAUGCGCUUUCCUCACAUAUAUGUAUGUAGAUCGAAAUGUAAUAAAUACCAUACUGUACAUUAGAAGAAGAACAACGGUGGUCGUAAUAUAUAAUAUCCCAUAUACCCCUACAUGUAUUCCGAAAACGUAUAUACUGAGCGGCAUUCCGCUGGU
Messenger RNA from Blastomyces dermatitidis ER-3, 2699 nucleotides. RefSeq names its product glutamyl-tRNA(Gln) amidotransferase subunit B, mitochondrial. The transcript has 5 exons. Gene Ontology annotation, molecular function: glutaminyl-tRNA synthase (glutamine-hydrolyzing) activity. The record is from RefSeq and is a predicted model, not a curated record. Gene Ontology annotation, biological process: glutaminyl-tRNAGln biosynthesis via transamidation; mitochondrial translation. NCBI's taxonomy places the organism in Eukaryota, Fungi, Ascomycota, Eurotiomycetes, Onygenales, Ajellomycetaceae. Bases 708 to 2528 code for a protein of 606 amino acids.